Parascedosporium putredinis is the source of this 1335-nucleotide messenger RNA. Lineage: Eukaryota; Fungi; Ascomycota; Sordariomycetes; Microascales; Microascaceae. The record is from the annotation of a GenBank genome assembly.
AUGCUCGGCUCAGAAAAGGUGUUGGAGACUUCGUGUCCUGGCCUAUCCGUAAUUUGCGGCGCCGAUGCGAUUUGGCAGUGGUGGGGAAGGCAUGGCGAUUUUUUGGUCGCCGAGUUAAAGAUCCUACUCAUCACCCUCUUCAUCCUCUACGUUAGCUCUCAUGCUACCCUUCACCGACCCGCAUCCGCGAAGCCGUCAUCUACCGCACUUGUGGGCCUUCUCACCCAGGGGUGGUUCCUGGAGUUCAAGCUCCACGGCCUAUUUGACGAAAAGACGCCCCUGUGCUUCCACCACGGCCUAGCCGCUCUGAUGACCAUGGUAACCAUCAUUGCCUACAACCUGACCAACUCUGCCUUUCUGUCCAACGUCAUGGGCCUGGCAUUUUGUUAUGCCACACAGCAACUACUCUCGCCGACCACAUUUACAACUGGAUCUCUAGUCCUUAUUGGCCUGUUCGUGUAUGAUAUUGUCAUGGUUUUCUACACACCUUUCAUGGUCACCGUAGCCAUGAAAGUCGAUGCACCUGUAAAGUUAAUCAUCCAAACGGGCUCCAAAUCCAACCUUCUCGGUCUUGGAGAUAUUGUUGUUCCCGGUAUCAUGGUGGCCCUGGCCCUUCGGUUCGACCUAUGGAUGCACUACCAGAGGAAGACUCGAUAUGAGCCUCUCUAUUUACCGUACGGGAGUCACGCACCUGGAACGGAUAUGGUCCUCAAAGGGAGAGAUCUCGGGGUCCGGAGGUACGUUGCGAAGAGGGCCGCCUACGUGAAUGUGAGUGGCAACUGGGGUGAGUGGUUUUGGACCCAGGCCCUAUCGAGAAGAAAACUUGGGUCUAACGGAGAACCCACCGAAAUAUUUCCCACGUAUUUUCCGAAACCCUACUUCUACGCCUCCAUCAUCGGAUACGCCUUCGGCCUACUCUGUACAAUGACGAUGUUAAUCUUGUUCAAACAUGGCCAGCCGGCCCUACUCUAUUUAGUUCCCAGCCUUAUAGGGACACUUCUCAUUACAGGCCUAAUUCGGGGAGAGAUUCGAGAAAUGAUGCUUUACAACGAGGAUGGGAGUCUUGAUUUCGAGGAUGCAGAGGUUGAACUAGAUGAGAGCGGAAGGCUCCUCCGCUUCAUCGUCAGCCAACAAUGGGAAGAGGAGGCGAGACACCAAGAUCACAGCCAAAAGGAACCUUUUGGCUCCGUUAGCAAAGCUGAGAGUAGUAGUAAAGCAGAAGAUAGGGGUGUCGUUCAUGCAAAUCAAGACCGGACCGAUAUUUUCCUCCUUCGUAUCUCUGGUCCCGUUGCUGAGGCAGGGGAAUAUCGAACGGACAACCCCCACGAAGACUAG